AUGGCAGAGACCUUUUCAUCCGUGCCGGUAGUUGAUUUCGCCCGGCUGCAUGACCCUGUGACGAAGAACGAGGAACUUGGGAAGCUGCGUGAUGCAAUAUUCGUCGUCGGGUUCCUAUACGUGACGAAUACGGGAUUAGAGGGCAUCAUCAAGCGCACCCAUGAGCGUCUACCUGAGCUAUUUGCGUUGUCCCCAGAGGUCAAAGAGGACUGUAAUAUGAUCAACUCGCCAUCCUUUCUAGGAUAUACACGUCUGGGGGCCGAGACAACUGCAGCAAAAACAGACCUUCGUGAGCAAUUCGAUUUUGGCACGCCUGGAGUGAAGCCAUGGAUGGAAGGAGAUCCCUUCUGGCAGAUGCUUGAAGGACCCAACCAGGCAAGUCUAUGUUGGGAGUCACAGAAUACCAGUAUUAAUGUCCUUCAGUAUCCAGAUCAUGCUGGUGCCAAACCCCUGGUCGAGGAGUACAUCACAAACAUUGAUAGCCUAGCACAAACAUUCGUCCGCCUAGUCGCCGAAUGCCUGUCACUUCCAGUAGACACGUUCGAUGGUUUCAAGGGCAACAUGAGUCGUUUAAAAUUUGUCAAAUAUCCACCAGCAGCGCAAGACUCUCAGGGUGUUGGUCCCCAUAAGGACUCGGCAGGACUAUUCACAUUCCUAUCCCAAGACGAUGCAGGGGGACUCCAGGUACUCAACAAAAAUGGACAGUGGAUCGAUGUCUCACCCAUCCAAGGCAGUCUAGUGGUCAAUAUUCAACAGGGAUUCGAAGCAAUCACUGGGGGCAUCUGCGCGGCCACGACCCAUCGAGUUAUUGCACCUACUACCAAGACGCGCUAUAGUAUUCCAUUCUUCCUGGGAGUGAGACUGGACCUGACGCUAGAUCAACUCAAGGAAUCUGCAGCGCAUGUUGUGCAGCGCAUCCCGACCACAGACGAUAAGAAGAAGCGCGCCGUAGACGUGCCGAGCGAAUUUCUCUCUCCCCUGUAUUCUUGUUUCGGUGAAGCGCACUUGAGGAAUCGGAUCUUGAGCCACCCUGACACAAUGCACAAAUAUGAAUCAGCCCAAAUCGCGUCGAUUCAAAGUGGAGAUGUGUUUCCGGGCGGGGUUCUCUCUUCGUACAUCAUAAACAUGUCUAACGCCAUCCAAGAGCUUCAAAGCCGUCUAACAGCUUCGACUGUCUAUACUCCUGACUCGGACAAGUAUCGGGAGAGUCUCAUCCGCUGGUCAGACACUGGAAUCAAAGAUGCGGGCGUUGUAGUUCAGCCAACUGAGGCGAAUGAUGUCUCCGUUGCCAUUUUGUGGGCCCAGGAAAACAAUAUUGAUAUCGCUGUCAAAGGCGGAGGCCAUUCGACUGCCGGCACCAGCUCAAGUGAUGGUGGCUUGGUGAUUGAUCUGUCGCGCAUGAAACAAGUCACGGUGGACACCACACGAAAGAACAUCACUGCCCAAGGUGGAGCGACCUGGAAAGAGGUCGAUGAAGCCGGUGCAGUUCAUGGAUUGGCCGCUGUUGGAGGAACUGUGAAUCACACAGGAGUUGGGGGACUCACGUUGGGAGGAGGUUACGGAUGGCUGAGUGGCCAAUAUGGCCUCACCAUCGACAAUCUGCUCUCUGCGACCGUGGUUUUAGCGGACGGCAGUGUUGUAACAGCUUCUGCCAGUGAGAAUCCUGACUUAUUUUGGGGUUUGCGAGGCGCGGGCUAUAACUUUGGUGUUGUGGUCGACUUCACCUACCAGGCUUAUGACCAGACCGCACCAGUGUUCUCCGGUGUCUUGGGAUUCACGGCGGACAAGCUGGAAGGCAUUAUUGAGCAGCUCAAUGGCUCUUUGGCGCAACCUGAUGCGCGCUCUGGGGCUAUGUGUUUCUUUGCACUCUCACCCGAUGGUUCUCCCAUGAUUAUUGUCAUCUGCUUCUACAAUGGCACGCGUGAAGAAGGCCAGGCACGAUUUUCGGGACUGACAACCCUCGAGCCAGUUCUUAACACGCUUGAUAUGAUCCCAUACUCGGUAGUCAACACCCUGCAAAACCCCCAGGCAACUUAUGGUGAUCGCAAAUCCUUCAAGGGAGUUUUCUUUGAGCCGCCGUUAGAUCCUGAAUUCGCCCGAGUAAUUUUCAACGAUGUUAUGGCCAAAAUCCAGUCCGAUGCAGAUCUCAAGAGUUCUGCAAUCAUUCUGGAGUUUACUGACAUGCGCAAGAUCUGUGAGGUGCCACUGGAUGCAACCGCACUCGCAAGCCGCAAUUCGACUCAGAAUGGCAUUGUCUGUCUAAGAUGGACUGACGCGUCCAAAGACCUGGAGCACCGAACUUGGGCACGCGAAGUGCAGUCUAAGUGGAAAACCGAGUUGGAUGCCAGGACUGGCCAAAGUGCAGGAUCGAGUGUGCCUCAAUACAUUAACUACGCCGAGCCUGGCGAUGCUGCGGUGGCUAAUAUCUACGGCGAAAACCUCGGUCGAUUGAAGCAAGUAAAGGCCAAGUAUGAUCCCAAAAAUGUCUUCCACAAAAUGCAACCCAUUUCUGGUACUUAG
Molecule: messenger RNA, 2520 nt
Organism: Penicillium antarcticum
Lineage: Eukaryota; Fungi; Ascomycota; Eurotiomycetes; Eurotiales; Aspergillaceae
Exons: 8
Coding region: 1-2520 (839 amino acids)
Molecular function (GO): oxidoreductase activity; FAD binding
Source: RefSeq, a predicted model, not a curated record